Cuscuta epithymum is the source of this 2598-nucleotide messenger RNA. The record is from the annotation of a GenBank genome assembly. Lineage: Eukaryota; Viridiplantae; Streptophyta; Magnoliopsida; Solanales; Convolvulaceae.
AAGACUGAUCGUAUUCCACUGCCAAAUUUCCAUCACAGCCGAGGGAAAAAGUGCUCAGUGUUGUAAAAGAUGGGUGCCGGUUCAUCAAAGAACCUAGCCAGCGGCUCCUGUGGAGAUGUCAACUGGGAAGACCAAGGCGGAGCUUUGCUCCAUGUCUCCCUCAAAAUUGACGAUUUUAAGCUCAACGUCAAAUCCGACCUCAUUCCCCACGUCUUCGGCUCCGUCCCACUCGCUGGCCUCUGGGACUCCUCUAAAGCGCUUCCAAUGGAGCGCGAAUCAUCAUCAGUUUGGCAAUUGAGCUUUGUUGUCCCGCCUAAUCACGAAAUGCUGGAGUUUAAGUUUCUAUUCAAACCUAAGCAUGAUUCUGGGCCGUGUAUUGUGGAAGAGGGAGCUAAUCGUGUACUUGUUGGGGGGACACUUCAAGGAGAUCGGCAGACAGCAUUGUUUAAGUUCAAUGAAGAGGAGCUCAUUGAGUCUAAGGUGUAUAGUGUAGUGGGGUUAGUUUCUCCAUUUGAUCUUUCUGCAAGUUGGAGAGCUUUUCAUGAAAAUCGCAAGCCUUCCACUGUCAGAGGGAUGCCGGAUGUUAUUAUCAAUUCGAGUACACAGAUAGGCUAUGAGAGUGGGUCUUCUACGAACGCCGAGCUUGAUAUUGAGCGUUAUGUUGUUCCAUCUCCGGCACCAUGGGAAAACUCUGGACUGGUUUAUGCAGCCAACUUGACCGAGACUCCGAGAUCAUUGAAUGGUUCUGGGGAGAUGGAAGCAGAAGUCCAAGAUCAAUUCAAAGAGCCUUCAAAUUCUGGCAUGGUUGAGUCAACAUCUCUUGGAACCUUAUCGUUACAAAAUAACAAUACUCACAAAUGUACUUCUGUGGAUAGAGGUGUAGGGUCCCCCAGACUAGUUAAAUCACCCUGUACAACCACCUUCACUCUUGAUCCAAAUAUAAAUUUAGAAACAAAGAAUCCAAUGCCAGCUGCUGCUGGGGCUGUUGCUGCUGCUGCAAUUGCAGAUAGGAUGCUUGGGCCUAAGGAGGACAGGCAUCUAGCAAUCGUCUUGGUUGGUUUGCCAGCUCGCGGCAAAACGUUUACUGCAGCUAAACUUACUAGGUAUCUUCGUUGGUUAGGUCAUCAUACCAAGCACUUCAAUGUUGGGAAGUACCGGCGCCUGAAGCAUGGAACUAAUAAGUGGGCUGAUUUCUUUCGUGGUGACAAUCCUGAAGGUCUGGAGGCUCGAAAUGAGGUAGCCGCCCUUGCUAUGGAAGAUAUGAUAGCAUGGAUGCAGGAAGGUGGUCAGGUAGGAGUGUUUGAUGCCACUAACAGCACCUGGCAAAGAAGGAAUAUGCUUAUGAAAAUGGCUGAGGGGAGAUGCAAGAUUAUUUUUCUGGAAACAAUUUGCAACGACCCUGAAAUAAUUGAAAGGAACAUUCGACUCAAAGUUCAACAAAGCCCAGACUAUGCUGAACAGCCAGAUUUUGAAGCAGGAUAUAGAGACUUCAAAAACCGUUUGGCUAAUUAUGAGAAAGUGUAUGAGCCAGUUGAGGAAGGAUCUUAUAUCAAAUUGAUUGACAUGGUCAGUGGCCAUGGUGGACAAAUACAAGUGAAUAAUAUAAGUGGCUAUCUUCCGGGGCGGAUUGUAUUCUUCUUGGUAAAUAUGCAUUUGACACCCCGUCCAAUAUUGCUUACAAGACAUGGAGAGAGCCUAAACAAUGUUAGAGGCAGAAUUGGGGGUGAUACUGCUUUAAGUGAGGCUGGGGAGCUUUAUGCAAAGAAGCUUUCAAAUUUUGUGGAGAAACGUCUGAAAAAUGAGAGGGCUGCAUCUAUAUGGACUAGCACAUUGCAAAGAACAAUUUUGACAGCUGGCCCAAUUGUAGGAUUGCCUAAGAUACAAUGGCGUGCACUUGAUGAAAUAAAUGCAGGUGUAUGUGAUGGCAUGACUUACGAAGAAGUAAAGAAGAAUAUGCCCGAAGAAUAUGAAUCACGGGAGAAGGAUAAACUGAGGUAUAGAUAUCCUCGAGGAGAAUCAUAUCUAGAUGUUAUACAAAGGUUAGAGCCUGUGAUUAUUGAGCUGGAGAGACAAAGAGCGCCCGUUGUUGUGAUAUCUCACCAGGCUGUAUUGAGAGCAUUAUAUGCUUAUUUUGCUGAUAGGCCCCUCAAAGAAAUUCCAAACAUAGAGGUACCACUUCACACAAUUAUAGAGAUACAAAUGGGAGUGACAGGAGUCCAGGAGAAGAGAUACAAACUAAUGUAGUCCCCCGACCUCAUUCUUCAUCCGGUGUAGAAAUUGUCAGGUUUGGAAGGUUCAUACUGUUGUCAGUAUAAUACUCCGUAUUCGUUAGUAUGGGGAAGUUCUGAUUUGAAAUUGAGAUGGAGCAUUUUGAAAUUGAGAUGACCAUUACUGUUCUCAAUAUACAUUCUUUAUCCUAUGAUCAAUGUAAUGACAUCCUGGAGAGUCAACUAGCAAAGCACGAGCACUGAAAACUGUUUUGCAGAAAGCAAAUUCGAUUAGAAGUGGUUAAUGUACUGAUAAUGUGGCCAUUGAAUUUUGCAAAAAAUUACAUUAUACGGAGUAUGCUACUGAUAAAAAAAAAGGGGUAAAAAAUCC